CGCGGACAGCACUCAUCACCCAUGCAGAGCAGGUCUCCGGUCUCAGACAGGGGAGACUGCCCUCUGCCUGAGGCUGUCAGGGACAGCUUCGCCAGGCGCAAUGCUGGAGCAGGGAGGAGAGGGGCGUCAGUCCAUUAGCUGAGACCACUCUGGCCAUGCAGGGUAGACAGGGAAAGAGGCUUCCCUCCAUCCCCUCAGAGAUCACUUCCUGAAGUCAUGCCAAUAAGGAACUCCACAGUGUUUAAGAAUUCCACCAAGCCCUGCCAGUAAGCAUCUGCACUUCCCUCCCGGUGCCUCUGCAGAGAGAGGAGAGCCAUUGUGUCUUAGGUAUGCUCUGUUUCUACUGCAACAGGAAGCAGGCUACAGGUAGUGUCCAAGGAGGAAGCAUGUGGAUGCAAUUAGAUGCCACAGAGAUGAUGGCCAUGUAAUUGACGAAUGGCAAGUCAUAACCAGAACACCCAAAGGAAACCCUUUCCUCGGGACCCUUUCAGCAACCUGGAGAUCCACAGGCAUCGAGGAAGAAGAUGCAGCCAGUAGACAGAAACCGCCAGCCACCUGAGCGCUGAGGGGCACCCUUGCAGCCAUUUCUGGGCAGGCUCCAAGUUUCUCUCCGCCAUGGCCUGUAACAGCACGUCCACGGAGACCUACCAACACCUGCGGCUGAACGCGAGCAACGCGUCGGAUGCCGAGGCCACCCCGCUGUCCGCCCCGCUCAGGAUUUCGCUGGCGAUCGUGAUGAUGCUGAUGAUGGUGGUCGGAUGCCUGGGGAACACCGUGGUCUGCAUCAUCGUGUACCAGAGGCCCGCCAUGCGCUCCGCCAUCAACCUGUUGCUGGCCACACUGGCCUUCUCGGACAUCAUGCUGUCUUUAUGCUGCAUGCCCUUUACUGCUGUCACCCUCAUCACCGUCCACUGGCACUUUGGGGACCAUUUCUGCCGGCUCUCUGCGACGCUCUACUGGUUUUUUGUCCUGGAGGGCGUGGCCAUCCUGCUCAUCAUUAGCGUGGACCGCUUUCUCAUCAUCGUCCAGCGGCAGGACAAGCUGAACCCACGCAGGGCCAAGGUGAUCAUCGCCGUCUCCUGGGUGCUGUCUUUCUGCAUCUCGGUCCCCUCGUUCACGGGCUGGACGUUCGUGGAGGUGCCCGCGCGCGCUCCGCAGUGCGUGCUGGGCUACACCGAGUUCCCCGCUGACCGCGCCUACGUGGUGACGCUGGUGGUGGCCGUGUUCUUCGCGCCCUUCGGCGUCAUGCUGUGCUCCUACCUGUGCAUCCUCAACACGGUGCGGAAGAAUGCCGUCCGUGUCCACAACCAGUCCGACAGCCUGGACCUGCGACAGCUGACCAGGGCUGGACUGAGGCGGCUCCAGCGGCAACAACAGGUCAGCGUGGACUUGAGCUUCAAAACCAAGGCCUUCACCACCAUCCUGAUCCUCUUCGUGGGCUUCUCCCUGUGCUGGCUGCCGCACUCGGUCUACAGCCUCCUCUCGGUGUUCAGCCGGCGUUUCUACUACAGCUCGUCCUUCUACACCACCAGCACCUGCAUCCUGUGGCUCAGUUACCUCAAGUCCGUCUUUAACCCCAUCGUGUACUGCUGGAGAAUCAAAAAAUUCCGGGAGGCCUGCUUAGAGUUGCUACCCCAAACUUUCCAAAUCCUUCCCAAAGUGCCUGAGCGGAUCCAAAGGAGAAUCCAGCCUAGCAGAGUCUACGUGUUUAAUGAAAACCAGUCUGCAGUGUAGCACAGCCCUGCGGAGCCAGGACCCGCACAGGUUCGGUCCAAGACCCAGUUCCGCUUCCUGGCAUUUCAGUCCCCCUCCUUCGCUGGUGACCAUUUAAGCACAAAGGCACUCAUUUGUUGCCAGAUGAGCUGCAGCUCCCAAAUUUCAAAUUUCAGCCAGGAGAGUUCUUUUUGUUUCUCAUGGUUGAAGAAUCCUAUGUGGUUCUGGUGGGAAGGGUGAGAUAGUCAAGGCAAAUGGGGAGUGGGUGGGGGGAGUGUGGGAGUUGGGCAGGAAUCGAGAAGAGAAGGGGGACAGCAGAGGGAGCCAGGCAGGAGCAGGAUCUGUCUGGGAGCUCAGUUCUGCUGUUUGAGCCCCCUGGACCCCUGCCUAAGAGCAACACCAUCAUGCCAGAUUGUGGGUGGCGUGAGAAGUCCACGUAGGGGUCAUUCCAUGCGUUACCAUUCACUCCACUGAGGCAGUGUUCUUCAGGGUUAGUUACCUUUGUGGGUGGAGGGAACCGCAGGAGGCUCUUUGUGUUGUUCAGGUGUGCAUUUUUCACCAUGCCACGUCAUCCUUUCCAGAAAGAAAUGGAAAACCACUGGGAUUCAAAGGAAACCAUGCACUCUUUGAGUUUCCUGGUAUGACAUGGAGGUUCUCAGUUCAGAGGAUGCUCUUGGGCAGUUCAGUUGAAAGGAGACGCCCACCUGGGCACUCAUGCCCACCUCCCCACCACACCUGGUCUGCCUGGUCAUCCCUCCCCUCCUCCCCUCUCCCUCAUGGUCCCUCCCACUCUCCCUUUAUUUUCAUCCUUCCCAGUGCUGGAAAAAAAAAAUGCCUAUAAUCCAUCCAUGGAGCAAGUAUUUGUACUGACUUGCUUUCAGAAUCUGGGGGCUUUGUUUACAUGUUUCCCCUGGACACUCCAGGGCUCCAGAGCCUUUGGGAGGCUCCAGAUGCAUUCUAAUGCUAGAACUGUUGCAGAAUAAACAAACCCAACAAACUGGGCAUCCCCCUUGACCUCUGUUCCUCCUACCUCAUUCACAUCCACUGCUGCUGUCAGACCCACCUGCCAGGGCUGGAUCUGGGAGUCUCGAGGGGAUCUUUCUUGCACUGUAUACUUGGCCACUAUGCCCACAGGCCCCCAUCCCCACAAGGAGCUUCCAAUGUGGAGAGAGGGGAAUUCCCUGAGUUCAGGGACAGCAUGGGGUCCUUUGAGCUCUCUUGAGUGCAUCAGAUCUGAAGACAGUGAGGAAUAUAAGGAGAAGUUCAGAAAGUCUGAUUCCAGAUUUUACUAUCAGGGACUAGUCAGGUGACUGUGUUCAUCUCACCUCCUUCUAUAAGCCUCGGUUUCCCCAUUUUCCAAGUGAAGAUGUGGGUCUAGAUGACCUCAGACUCUUGGAUUCUAAAAUGGGUGUUUUUAAACCUACAACCCCAGGUCUCCUGCAUUCACUUAUUCAUCCAUGCAAUGAGCAUUUAUUAAGUGCCUACUGGAUGUGAGGCACUAUGGGGGAGCUAGUAAUGAAUGAGGCAUGGGCCAUAUCCAAAAGCAGUGAUCUGAUUGAUCUCAGGAGAGUAGUGACUCGGCCUAAGAACAGACACUCCAUUUUCGCUUCAUUUCUUUCUUUCCAAGUUGUAUUCAGAGUCCAGCUUCCUACUCCCGCAUUCUUCCUAUGUUAGUGGUGAUAGAGGGCAGGGAAAGAAGGGGAAUGAAGAGGAAAAUAAAACUUACAUUAAUCUCAGCCCAGGGGAGGGUUUGUCAAGAAAAUAACUGACACCUAUUCCAACCACCCAAGAUGGCGGGAGAGACAUACAGGCAAUGGGCUUGUGGAUAAGUAAGCAUGGUUCCAUCAAUCCUGUGUUCCCAGUGCCCCCCACAAGGGCAGGGUGUGUCUUCAGCUCCCAAGGGGUAGGAUUUUAGUGGCUAAGAGCACAGCCAGUCCACCAAGGGGACCAAGCCUAUAGGUAGAUACUUCCUGUCUGGUGGAUUUUUCCAGAGAAUUUUCUUCAGGAGCCUUGAGCAAAAGAGAAAUGGCAAAACGGAAUGAACGAAGGUACCAAAAUUUAUAUCAAUCCACACGAUAUGAUGUAUGUUGAAAGUAAUAUUUAUGUUUCAAAGUAAUAAUUUUGUAUAUAUUUUAAAUAAAGUGUUAUUGCUCUUUCAGUGUA
Molecule: messenger RNA, 3876 nt
Organism: Ictidomys tridecemlineatus (thirteen-lined ground squirrel)
Lineage: Eukaryota; Metazoa; Chordata; Mammalia; Rodentia; Sciuridae
Source: RefSeq, a predicted model, not a curated record